Messenger RNA from Olea europaea var. sylvestris, 3273 nucleotides. RefSeq lists its product as uncharacterized. The transcript is spliced from 10 exons. Lineage: Eukaryota; Viridiplantae; Streptophyta; Magnoliopsida; Lamiales; Oleaceae. Bases 134 to 3031 code for a protein of 965 amino acids. The record is from RefSeq and is a predicted model, not a curated record.
CCAAGUACAAUAAGUCUGCUCCAAGUAACCAUCAAAUUCGAACAAUUUCAACGUCUGUACAUCAAGUCUUGAGUGAUUGUAGUAAUUUUAAUACUGCAUUUCAGCGGAGCUUCCAAAUUGUGGAGUUUCAGAAAUGAGCACCUUUUCCGCCACUACGUCUUGGUGUCCGAGCUCCUUUCAGCUCAAACUGGCGCUCAAUUGCCGGAAAUCUCCGCCGAUUUUUGUAUGCACGCGAUUUCAGAAGCUCGAUCGUCACGGUUUGAAGUUCGUGUCGCUGGUGGUUCGGAAUAGUGCGCCUAGUGGUAAUGGAGUGGAACAGCGCCGUUCCGGGAAUUCUUCGUGGAUAAAUACGAAUUCAGAUAAUUUUUCCGGUUGGUCCAAUGCUGAAGGUGAAGAAGAAUCGGAUGACUCGCGGCCCAAGCAAUCGCUUGCAGGGAUACUGGGAGUAGGAGUUGCAGGGAUUCUUCUCAUCACAGGACUCACUUUUGCUGCAUUGUCUAUAAGCAAGCGAGGCACUUCAAGAGUGCAACAGCAGAUGGAGCCACUGACAACACAACAAGAAGAGUCAUUGUCCUCUGAUAAGCAUCUUGAAGGUGUUGAAGAGGAGCAAAAUUUGGACAAGCUUGAGAUGCUAGAGAGUAGCAAUCCGGAAAGAAAGACAGGCACAUUCGAUGAUCCUUCUUCAGGUAAAGAAAAUAGUGAAGCUACUGAAAGUAGAAUUAGUGAUGGUACUAUUGCAGGAGGGUCACCUGAAGAUUGUUCUAUUCAAAAGGCUGCCUAUAGUGAAUCGGAUAUUAGUGACAUUUUGGUUGCUCCUGAAGCGACCAAUAAACCACCAGAGUCUGAUUCCACUGAUGAUUCUUUAGCGGCCUCGAGCAUUCAGAGUGAAAGUGGUAAUGCUACUCCCGAAACCAACGAACCAGAUGCAGAGAACCUUCUUGACAACGUUUUUCCUGAACAGUCAGUUUCUAAUGCUAAUUCAGAACGUUUAAGCACCGGUGAAGGUGGGGUUUCUGGCUUGGGUGAAAGAGAAAAUUCAAACUCUUCAUUGGACCCCACUUCUGUCGAGCCUUCAAUAUUAAAAAUCCCAGUUGAAUCAGAGUUGGAUGCAGGCAUCAUCCAUGAAGAGUAUAUAGAUGAUAAAAGCUCGGUUUCAACCAAGGAUGUCGAGCCGAACAAUGUUCUUGGGGUUCCAGUUGACAUGGAUGAUUUACAUCCCACUAUGGAAAACAAAAAUGGAACUGCCUCGAGUGGAGCUGCUUUGGUGACUGAAGCAGCUUAUCAACUUGCUUAUGAAAAACAUAGCAAUGAUUAUGAUGAUAUCAAUCUUAACAGAGCAUUUUUUGACUCUACAAAUCCUGGAAAAUUUUUCACUUCAGCUGGUAUUCCUGCUCCAUCUGUUGUUUCCGCAGCUCUGUCGUCACUUCCAGGAAAGGUUUUGGUUCCUGCUGUUGUCGAUCAACUUCAAGGUCAGGCAUUAUCAGCAUUACAAGUUUUAAAGGUUAUUGAGACUGAUGUUCAACCAGGAGAUAUAUGUACUCGGCGAGAAUAUGCUCGUUGGUUGGUUUUAGCAAGCAAUGCUCUUUCAAGGAACAUAGCUUCAAAAGUCUAUCCGGCGAUGUACAUUGAGAACAUUUCUGAACUUGCAUUUGAUGACAUUACACCUGAAGACCCUGAUUUCCCGUCCAUUCAAGGAUUGGCAGAAGCCGGACUUAUUGCCAGCAAGCUUUCAAGACGUGAUAUGCAGUCAUCUUUAGAUGGAGACCCAAGUCAAGUAUUCUUCUCUCCUGAAAGCCCUUUAUCUCGUCAGGAUCUCGUGAGUUGGAAGAUGGCCCUAGAAAAUAGGCAGCUACCAGUAGUUGAUAUAAAGCCUGCCCUUUCCUGCAACCAGUACUUGCAGCAGUUAUCCGGUUUCAUAGAUAUUGACAAGAUCAACCCUGAUGCAUGGCCUGCAAUUGUAGCUGAUUUAGCAGCUGGAGAACAGGGGAUUAUAACCUUAGCACUUGGAUAUACAAGAUUGUUCCAGCCAGAAAAACCUGUAACGAAAGCUCAAGCUGCUAUUGCCCUUGCAACUGGUGAUGCUUCUGCCAUUGUUAGCGAGGAACUUGCACGUAUUGAGGCAGAAUCCAUGGCUGAAAAGGCUGUAGCUGCUCACAGUGCCCUAGUGUCUCAAAUUGAGAAAGAUCUCAAUGCAAGUUAUGAACAGGAGCUUUUUCUUGAAAGGGAAAAGAUUAAGACUGUUGAGAAAUUGGCAGAGGAGGCGAGACGAGAACUUGAGAGGCUGAGGGCUGAACAGGAGGAAGAAAAUCUUGCCUUGAUGAAGGAACGAGCUGCUGUUGACUCAGAAAUGGAAGUUCUUUCCAAGUUAAGGCGUGAGGUGGAGGAGCAGUUGCAGACCCUUAUGAGUAAUAAGUUGGAGAUUUCCUAUGAAAAGGAAAGGCUUAACAAGCUCCGGAGGGAUGCGGAAACUGAGAAUCAAGAGAUAUCACGGUUACAGCACGAGCUGGAAGUUGAGCGAAAAGCCUUAUCCAUGGCUAGAGCUUGGGCUGAAGAUGAAGCGAAAAGGGCAAGGGAGCAAUUGAAAGUCCUGGAGGAGGCCAGAGAGCGUUGGGAGAAGCAAGGUCUUAAAAUUGUGGUUGACAAUGAUCUACGCGAAGAAGAAGAUGCCGGAGUUACAUGGCUUGCUACUGGAAAGCAGCUCUCAGUCGAAGGAACCAUUGAAAGGUCUGAAAACUUAGUGGACAAGCUUAGGGCGAUGGCAGACGAAGUGAGAGGUAAAUCGAAAGAUACUAUUAAUAAAAUCAUUGAGAAAAUACUCUUCCUGAUAUCAAUUUUGAAGGAAAAGUUCUUAAAGAUGAGCAGAGGGGCAGUAGAGAUGAAAGAUUCUGCUAAAUUGAAAAUGGAAAGUUCUUUACAAGAGUUGAGGCAAAAUUCUGCUGAAUUUACUUCAGCUGUUAAGGAAGGCACUAAGCGAGUUGCCGGAGAUUGGAAAGAAGGGGUCGAGAGAAUAUCCCAGAAGUUCAAGACAUGAAUUCAUGUUGCAUUUUUGUACUUGAGUAGACUUUAAUGGCCGCUGCAAAGCUUCUUUACUGCUUGUUGGGCUUCUGUUUACUAAAAUGGAAGAAUGCAGUACAAAAAACUGAUAGAGCAUCAAUAAAUGUUGUCUUCAUUGAAUAAUUUUUGUAAAGGGAAUUGUAGAAUUGUAAUAUUUCCUUGUACAAAACUCGAUUAAUUAAACCAAUAUGAAGAAUAAAACCCUGCUUCUUGUGCUUA